ACGUGUGUUCUUCUGAGAAAUUCUUUGUCUCUUCUUCUAUUCUCAAUGAUAAUCUUGCUGAGUAGAGUGUACUAGGUUGCAGGUUUUUCCCUUUCAGGACUUUGAAUAUAUCAUGCCACUCCCUUCUGGCCUGCAAAUUUUCUGCAGAGAAGUCAGCUGAUUUGGGGGUUCCCUUGUAAAUGACUAUUUUUCUCUUGGUGCCUUUAGAAUCCUCUCUUUAACUUAGGCCAUUUUAAUUAUAUGUGAGUCUGUUUGGGUUCAUCUUAUUUAUCUUAUUUGGGACCCUCUGUGCUUCCUGUACCUGGAUAUCUGUUUCCCUCUUUAGGUUUGGGACAUUUUCAGCCAUGAUUCCUUGAAAUACAUUUUUGAUCCCCCCUUCCUUCUGGAACCCCUAUUAUGCAUAGGUCAGCACAUUUUAUAUUAUCCCAUAGUACUCGUAUGUUGCUUUCAUUUUUUAUUUGACAUUCUGCCUGCUGUUCUGACUGGGUGAUUUCCACUUUUCUGUCUUUCAAAUCACUUAUUUGUUUUUCUGCAUUAGUCAGGUAGUCAUUGCUUCUAGGUCACUUUUGAUCUUGGCAAAUGAAUUAUCAAUUUUGGGGGGUUAAUCUUUAUAAGUUCUGGCUCCUUUUUACAGUGAUCUGUGCGUUUCUAUCAAUAAUCUUUCUUAAUUCCAUUAGCCUUUUUACUGCCACCUUUUUGAACUCAGGAUCUGGUAGACUGGUGAGUACUGUUUCAUUAUUUGUUCUUUCAGGGGAUUUCUCUUGCUCUGUUAAUUGGGAACAGUUCCUCUGACUUCUCCUUUCACUUAACUUUCUCUGCCUCUAGGAAUUUAGAAGAAACAGUUAUCUACUGGGUCUCGAAGGGGCUGCUUUUAUGUGGGAGCAUCUCUGUUUAUCCUGUGUGUAUCUGGUGUCUUUGGUGCGAGGGCUGGUUUUGGAAUAGACACCAGCCGCAUCUAUCCUCGGCGUGCUGGCUGUCACCUGAUUGACAGGGAGUGUGGCUGGUGCUGCCAUAUCUAGAGCCUGUGUGGAUUGUGAGGCCGGGCUUCCUCUGUGCUCUGUGUCACCGCCCUGUCAGGGGCAGGCUCUGCUCCCCAGUUGCUGGAGUAGAAGCCUGGAGAGUCGGGUUCGGUGAGACUCUGUUACCCUUGAGUGCGUGUCCUGUCCUGAAGGAGAUGACUGCAGAAGCCGGUGAGCCCUGGGCGGUCGCCGCCUGGGCAGGCUUUCAGGACUCUGCUCAGAAGGAGCCCAAGGGUGUGUCCAUCCGAGAUCUAGGGCAAUGCUGUGGUGUGGAGCGGGCUGGGGCUGGGGCUGGGGCUUGGGGUCAGGGCGUUGUGGCUGCAGGAACUGAGGUGUCUGUGCUGCCGCCAGAGAUCUGGGCUGCCUCUUUGGAGAACCUGUCUGCCCUAGGCCUGGGGCUGAGCUGCGAGGUGGCCUGGGUGGGCUCAGGGCACUGUGGCUGGGAGAUGCAUCGCUUUGUGCCCCCAGGUGCCCUGGCCGUGGCCACCGCCGCCCUGCCCAGACCACACCCCAGGCCCUGCAGGCUGUCUCUGAGUGCAGACCCUUUUCCUGAGGCCAGGUUAGCCCAGAUCUCACACCAGGCUGUGGUGUGGAGUGAGCAGGGCGGGGUUGUUCGUUUCAUAUGUGCUGGGGAGCGUGGUGAAGUGGCAGCCACCAGUGCAGGGGUCUCUCCAGCCUCCUUGUCCACAAGCCAGCAGGCGCGCACCCUCGCGAGUAGAGUCUUGGCUUCUCCAGCCCGUCUGUCUUUCCCAGCAGCUAAGGGGGCUGUCUCCUCUGCGUAG
This is a messenger RNA of Vicugna pacos (alpaca), 1801 nucleotides long. Lineage: Eukaryota; Metazoa; Chordata; Mammalia; Artiodactyla; Camelidae. The record is from RefSeq and is a predicted model, not a curated record.